AUGGAUCCGACUCCGGUGGAUAACCGACGGCGGCCGGGAUACGAGUACCGCCAUCAGAUCGAGAUCGACGAGGGCCGCGUAAAUACGAACCGGCGAGUCCCCCUGAGAGGGCGUUGCGAGUUCGAAUUCCAGAUCCAAACCAAUUUCAUCCUAAAACCAAGAGAUCCCGGCGCCGGCGAGACCACUCUGUCCUCCGAGACUAUCUCCGAUCCCAUCUUCUGCUGCGACCACAAGUACGAGCUCUGCCCUUGCUCGCGACUCCGGAUGAGGGAGUACUGGAUGACGGAGGCCCAUAUCCAGGAAAUUAUCCACGAAACGCGUGACCUGUGCAGAUCCACGGAGCUAUCGACGGCGGACCGGGAUCCACGUGUCAUCCCCGUGACCGUGAGGAUUGGCGUCUGCACGGUGCAGCAGGACGGCGAGGGAUUGGACGCUGCUGUGGAUCGGGCAAUUACGGUUCCAAAUCUGAUGGCGAUGCGUGUCGGCGGUGGCCUUUAUAAGGAAUUAGGCAUUGCGCUGGCUAUGUUCGUGAUGAAAAAUAUGGGGAGGUCCAGAUUGGAGGAUGUCGGGCUGGGCUUGGGCUUGAUGAGGAGCUGCCCGAUAUGCGAACGGGCCCCUACAUUGGGAGCCCAGUUGUUGACUACCGUGUGUGGCCACACAUUUCAUUCCCACUGCAUUGUUGGGUCUUUGCGUAAAAAGAACUCGUGCCCGGUGUGCAAUGUGCCCGUCUAUGAUGAAAAUCCAUACCUAAAAGAUUUGUUUCAAUUAAUGUGGUUACAUUAG
Striga hermonthica is the source of this 783-nucleotide messenger RNA. Lineage: Eukaryota; Viridiplantae; Streptophyta; Magnoliopsida; Lamiales; Orobanchaceae. The record is from the annotation of a GenBank genome assembly.